Molecule: messenger RNA, 819 nt
Organism: Paramecium sonneborni
Lineage: Eukaryota; Ciliophora; Oligohymenophorea; Peniculida; Parameciidae
Source: the annotation of a GenBank genome assembly
AUGGACUCAUUAAUUGAAAAAUGGAAAAAGACAACUCAAAGUGCAUCUAGAUAUAGUGAGUAAAAAUUAAAAAAACAAGAAAGAAAUCUCUCUUCAUCAUCAGAAAGUUCUUAAGAAUAGAAAUUAGUGAAUAACAUUAAUAAAAAUUCCCCUUAACCUCAAACUACUAAGAGUGUAAAAUAAUCUAUAUAAUCCUCUGGUAAAAAACCAACUUAAUAAUCUUUAUAAAACUCAGGCAAUAAAAAAUUUAUCAAACCAUAAACAUUUUCAUAAUUACUUGAUUUUUUUACAUCUUAAUUCUAAACUUUAUUCAAAAGCAACAUAUUACCCUCAUAAUUGAAUGAAUAAAUUAAGACUAUAUUAGUAGAUUUUGCUGAAAAUUUUCAAUCUCUCAGUGCAUCUGGUUUUAGUGGAGCAUAGAUUGAAGAUUUGUAAAAUAAAUUAAAUUAAGCUGAAUAAUAAAUUUUUACUUUAAGAAAUAGCAAUGCUAAAGAUGAUUUCAGCAAAAAAAUAAUUAGUGAACUAGAAGAUAAGUUAUUAGAUAGUGAAAAAUAAAGAGUUAAAUUAAAAUAAUAAAAAGAAUAAAUGCAAAUACAAAUUGAGAAAAUCUCUGAAUCAUUAGGAAAACAUUAAAUCAACUAAGAAUUAAUUCAUCAAAUGAAAUAAGAAAAUUUAUAAUUAAGAAAAAAUAAUGAUAUCUUGGUAACCUAAAUCUAAUAAUUAAAUACUCAAAAUAAAGAAUAAUAAGUAUUAUGGAAUUAAUAAAUAGAAGAUUUAAUUAAAAUGAUGGACAUCUUAAGAAAAUCUUCAAGUUCCUGA